This is a messenger RNA of Raphanus sativus (radish), 894 nucleotides long. RefSeq lists its product as uncharacterized. Lineage: Eukaryota; Viridiplantae; Streptophyta; Magnoliopsida; Brassicales; Brassicaceae. Gene Ontology annotation, cellular component: membrane. Gene Ontology annotation, biological process: vesicle-mediated transport. The coding region runs from base 99 to 632 and encodes 177 amino acids. The record is from RefSeq and is a predicted model, not a curated record. The transcript has 6 exons.
AACUGAAAACAAUGGAGGAGAGAUCGAAGUUGGCGUAACUGGUGCGGAAGAAGCGCGAGAUCUGAUACCUCAACUAGCAAAAGCAGAGAUUAGGAGGCAUGGAUAAGAUGAAUCAUGCGUUUGAGAAGAUGAAGAUGAAGAUGAUGGUGGGGAUGGAGGUUGAAGAGGAGCAACGAGCUUCCGAGGAGGAAAGCUCGCUCUCUUUCAUGGAUGAUCUUAAUCAAGAUUGCGCUUUAACCACCAAGCAGAGAUUCUAUGGCUUUGCAAUUUGCUUGUCAGCAGGAUUGACCUGUACACUUUUGUCAAUGCUUGUUUUCUUCAACCCGGUCAAGUUUGGCAUCACAUUCACUCUAGGAAAUUUGAUGGCACUUGGGAGCACAGCAUUCCUUAUAGGCCCACAGAGGCAGGUGACGAUGAUGCUUGAUCCAGCUCGUAUCUACGCCACUGCUUUGUAUCUAGCGAGCAUUAUCAUUGCCUUGUUCUGCGCUCUCUAUGUUCGUAACAAGCUGCUGACGCUGCUGGCUAUCAUUCUUGAGUUCUCUGGUCUUAUUUGGUAUAGCUUGAGUUAUAUCCCUUUUGCAAGAACCAUGGUCUCAAAGGCCUUUAUGACUUGUUUCGACACCGAGUUUUAAGCAAGAAAGAUUUUAGUGACAAAGCCACUGUCCUCUGUUUGAAUGAUUGGUCUAGGCUCAAAGCUGGACUUGUUUGCUGCACGAAGAAUGCAAAAAGCGCUUAUAGUUCACAUGGCUUAUGGCUUCUCUCUGUGGCACACUUUGGUUUUUGUUCGCAUCUUAACAUGAAGUUACUUUUCAAGCACAGUUUUUUUUUGUAUGUAUUACUGUGGGUAAAGUAUACUAUCCAGAAAAGGAAUUAAUUCAGACAUUUUGAUUCCUA